GAGCAAACUUGUGUGCAUCAUUCUCUGCUUGACCAAGUGGACAUUUUACAUUACAGGGCUUUUCUUUCCUGUCCUUAAUAUUCACUUUUGUAUUGACUUCUACUGUCUUCUGAACAAUGUUGUCUUGUAAAUGAUGUCCAAACUUACUUUUAAAGGCAGGUGCUUAAGAAAUGGACUGAUCCACUGAACACGUGACUAGACGUUGUUCUCCCACAAUUUUGGUGAAGCACUCUUGGUUUGUGGAGGAUUAUGAUGAUCGCAUGGAUGAUACUUGCCUCACUCUUCUGCAACAGCGCACAAGAUGGAAAUUCAAAAGAAGACGGUGCUUUUCCCUGUGAACCAGACGGCAUGACAGUUAGAACUUUAAACCAGAACAUCCUGUUAACAUGGGAAGACAAACCAUCUUGCAAUCCACUAAAUGAUGAGCUGACGUAUGAGCUGGAGGUGUUCAUUGCAGACAAGCAGAUACAUCGUGAAGAGGUGGCCGUUUCACCAGAUCAGAUUGGAUCUACUCAUUACUGGAACUGGACAUCCCAUUUGGCAUUGGAAUGCGCCACACACACACUACGGCUCAGUUCUCGAUAUAAAAACCAGAGCAGCCAAUGGAAACAUCACACUAUUCCAGGACAUAAGGCCUUGGAUUGGCCGGAGGUGUUUCCACGAGACAAAGUGUUUCAACUUGGCAGUCAAGCUACUUUUUGUUGUGUUCUUCCAACGGGUGAAUCUCUAGAGAAACUUUAUCUAAGUGGAAACAGCAGCGCUAAUCAGAAUAUUAGCCAGAUCGGCAGCCACGCAUACGCCCUGACCGUCGACCUGAACAGAGCAUCAUCGGCCAGUUGCACCGAUGUAAAAUGUGAAACAAAGACGUCUGAUAAUGGAGCGUGUGCUUACAUUGGAUACCCACCUGCUGACCGGGAUCUUUCCUGCGAAACUCAGGACUUACAAACGGUUGAAUGUCAGUGGACGGUAGGACGGAAUACACACCUGGCUAUUGCAAGUCCGACGACCUAUCAACUGCUUGGAAGUGUGUGUGCAGAAGGCUUCAAGGGGAGAUGCUCUCACACAAUGCAAGUGGAGGCUGGAGAGCAUCUUUGGACUGUGACAGCACAAAAUCAACUUGGCACAAUCACACUCACAUAUGAAGCUGACCUGACGAAAAGAGUCCACAUGUUUGCCCCAGAAGGAGUCAAAGUCUCAGAGGUUGGUGCCAGAAAUGUCAGUCUGGAGUGGGAGUGGUCAGUACAAACAUACAACCAUCUCAAUAUAACGUGUCAACUAAACAUCAGCCAUGGAGACGCACAAAAUAGCACGAGUGAAAGCGUUGGAGUCGGUCUUACUUCUGCAAUCUUGAAGGACUUGAUUCCCAAUUGGACAUACAGAUUGAAGAUACGAUGCAGUACUACUCAACAUUUCUGGAAGUGGAGCGAGUGGAGCCUCAGAGUCAAGUUUCGCACGCUGGGCGAUGUUCCAGAUGCUCUUGAUGUGUGGACGCAAGUAAAGGACAAGAAGUCUGUAAUUACUUGGAAAGUACCACUGGCACACCAAAGCCACGGAGACAUAAUAGAUUAUGUAAUAAGAUGGGCGCCCACCAAGACCCCUGACAGACAAGAGAAAUCCAGUGUGACGCACCCGAAGAACAGUUUUGCUCUCGGUCUGAACUCCAAGGAAGAGUAUGCAGUCAGUGUCACAGCCAGGAAUUCAAAUGGAAGCUCUUCUCCUUCAUCCGUAACAAUCCCCAUCCUCAAUCCAGGCGGCGGUGUAAUUAAAUCUUCCAGGAUACUCGGCAGUAAUGGCGGGUUCAACCUAUCCUGGUCUCCCAGUCCCUCAGCCAGCUGCGGUUUUAUUGUUGACUGGCGUCCGUUUGUAGGGACAUCUGGGGUGGACUGGCUCAGAAUCCCUCCCACUGAAACUAAUGUCAAUAUACAUUCAAAAAGCUUGGGAGAAGGCGUGAGAUACUUGCUGUCAGUACAUGCCUGCACACAAGGAGCUCCAGUGCUUCUGGAGAGAAGAGAAGGAUACAUCAAAGAGAAAAUCAUACCAGAUGGUCUUUUCAAGCCAUUUACAUGGACACAAAGGAAUUUGGAUGUGGAGGUAACCUGGAACCGUGUAUCUCUACAAAAGCAGCCUGCUUUCAUACAAGGCUAUGUUCUAUAUUGGGUCGACAACAACAACAUUGUCAUGAAUAUCAGUACAGACAAUCCUCAGGCCACCAGCCUGACGGCAAGAAACCUUCAAAUAAGUUCAUACUCAUUCACGCUGAAGGCAAAAACUGCUGUAGGAGAAUGCGGGGCGACACAUGUCACCGCCAUCUUGAAUUCACCGACUGAUAACCUGAUCAGCGCAAUCUGUAUCACCCUAGUUACUCUUCUGGUUUUCUUACUUCUCUUUGUGGUCUUUUGCUGCAGACACUGGGAAUGUAUCAAACUGGAGCUCUACCCGCCAAUCCCGAAGCCAGUGUUAAAGGAAAAGUGGACAGCAUCACUGAAAAGUUGUCGUCCUGUUUUUAUGGAGAUGAGUCACCACGAGAUCGAACUGAUGACGAUUCCAAAGUUACACUGCAAAUCUGAGGUGUCUGCAGAGACUGAUUGUGUGGACCAAGGACAUGUUGGAACUACAAAUAGAGUAGAAGCACUUAGCAUCCCCAGCACAGCCAUGACCUGUCAGACAUCACCAUCAGCAUCAUCAUCUCUUGCGAUAACGACAUCUCUCAACUCUUCAUACAACCUGAUGCUGACCAAUGGGGUCCAGCAGCCCAUCUCUGGACCUGGCUCUCAGGAGACACACUCUUUAGUGACGAGAUCCAAUGGGUACCACCCUCAGCGAAAUACUGUACAUCCAGAAGAUGCUCCGGAGAGUCUUUUGCCUUGUGUCUUUACCUAUAUUUUGUUACCAAGGUCUGCUUCAACCGAAUAGUUGCUGCAUGCUCAUUUAGCGAAUAGUUAAUACACUGAAUAGCAUGUUUCCAGUUUACAGACAACUCACAGCACUUUCAAACUCUAUUCCAUGGGGAAAAUGUUCCUUAAAAUGUUACUGCCAUGAUCUCACAUGACAGUUGUUAUUACUACCUGUAUUUUGUAUUAUUUCCUGUCCAGCGCGCUUUUUUUUUCAUUCCACUUUCUGUUCGCCUCCAUUAACCACAACUCGUUGCUCGUCCGCAUCCCCCUUGCCAGUUGCAGCUGGCACCUGACUCAUGACUUGGGGCAUCAUUUAUGAAACUGUCCAUGGAUUUCAGCAUAAAACAUUAUGCAAGCACAAACCUCAGAAUGUAUGUGGGCACAAAAAAUUCACAUUCAUAAAUGCUGAGCACACUUGUACAUGCCCUUUUUUAUAAAUCACACCUGCAGUGAAUUUUGUGCAGAAGAGUUCCUCCCUGGUGGUACACCUUUCCUGGUUGUCGGCUCCCAGACCGUGGUCGAGGAGCGCAGGGGAGACGUUCCCUCCAGGGCGAAUGGUAAAGUUCAAGUUCAAGUAUCACUGAUAGUCACACACACACUUGGUGUGGUGAAAUUUCCCUCUGCAUUUGACCCAUCCCCAUGUUCACCGUCUGGGAGGUGAGGGGAGCAGUGAGCAGCAGCGGUGGCUGCGCUCAGGAAUCAUUUUGGUGAUUUAACCCCCAAUUCCAACCCUUGAUGCUGAGUGCCAAGCAGGGAGGUAAUGGAUCCCAUUUUUAUAGUCUUUGGUAUGACUCGGCCGGGGUUUGAAAUCACGACCUACCGAUAUCUGAGUAUUGUCGGGGGUAACAGCCUCCACUUUACCUGGCAGUGGGUCCCUACAGUUCCGCUCUUGGGUCGGAAUGACAAGGACGUCGAUUCGUUGCAACUCUGUCACUUUAUUUAUGUUUUUCCACAAAGCCAUCCACCAAGCUACUGGCGCUCCUGCACACAACUGCUACCGCUCCCUCACCUCACUCGCCCACUUACUCACGCACCGCUCACCUCACAUACUGCCAUUCUUAAAGGAGCACACACACACAUACGCUACUCUCACAACACCUGUCGUAAAAGUUUGGAAGUUAAAAGUACCUACAUUUAACCCUUGUUGACACCAUUUUUUUGGAGCGCAGUGACCUUUAUAAAUGAGGAUCCUGGACUGGUGGCCAUUACUUUGGUCCUUGCCUGUCAUGAUCGUACAUCACAGUUGUUACUGUAUUUUGUACUGUCUGAUGAUCUUUUUUUUGUUCCACUCCCUGUUUGUCUCUAUUUACCACCACUCCUCUGGUCUAAAUGCAGGCUGCCUCACCUGUGCCUGUUUGCCAAUUCGGAUGCUUCUUGGAUCAUUAGUUUUGAUUUGCUCGGCUUUCCUUUUCCAUUUUUCCUUGAUGCACUCCAUGCUACACAUCUUUAGUUUUGUUCUUCCUGCUCCGUCCCUAAUAAAAAAAGUCUCAUACUUACUCUCUGCAUUCUGGGCUCCUGACAAACACCAGACUGUGACAUGUACAUUCAAUUG
Molecule: messenger RNA, 4446 nt
Organism: Entelurus aequoreus (snake pipefish)
Lineage: Eukaryota; Metazoa; Chordata; Actinopteri; Syngnathiformes; Syngnathidae
Product: leukemia inhibitory factor receptor-like
Exons: 17
Coding region: 250-2913 (887 amino acids)
Biological process (GO): cytokine-mediated signaling pathway
Cellular component (GO): external side of plasma membrane; membrane
Molecular function (GO): cytokine receptor activity; protein binding
Source: RefSeq, a predicted model, not a curated record